Molecule: messenger RNA, 1989 nt
Organism: Closterium sp. Naga37s-1
Lineage: Eukaryota; Viridiplantae; Streptophyta; Zygnematophyceae; Desmidiales; Closteriaceae
Source: the annotation of a GenBank genome assembly
AUGCUUGCCCUCGUGAGAACACGGCGGUUCCAUUCCUAUCCCCCGUCUCUCCCCCUUCUCUCCCCCUCCCUCCCCCCUUCCCUCCCCCCACCCCCCUUUCUCGCUUUCCUCCGCUUUCCUAUCUUUUCACUGCUCUUCCUCCGGCCCCCCUCCUCCCCAUUCCUCGCUUCUUCCCCUCCCCGAACCCUCCCCCACUUCAACCUUCCCCUUCCUCCCGCCCCUUCAUUUGCAGUUUCCGUCCGUCUCUCCCUAUUCUCCGUUCGCGAGCCCGUCGCAACAACGGCUGGGCGACUCCACCCAGAUGAAAAUAUGAUGCCUCUCAAUCCAAUGUCCUCAAUCCAACUUUCCCCCCCACUCCCGCUUUCUAAACUCGCUCUUCUCUCCCUCUCAGCCCUCCUCCUCUCUCCCUUUCUCGUUCUCUCUCUUUGCCUCCCUCACUUCCCCUAUAUAUCGCUCAAUCCCCCCUCCCCCAACCCCUUCAACACCCCCGCCCCUCCCCGCACCUCUCACCCGCCUCUCCCCUCGCCAUUCUCCGCUUUCCCUUCGCCUCUCCCCCGUACGCUCGCGGGGAACCUCCACCACCACUCCCCCCCCCAACUCACGACCACGAACAGGGGCGAGACGCUGUGGGGCAUAUCGCAGCGGUACGGCGUGCGAGUGAAGGACAUACUGCGCGCCAAUGGACUCACGGACGUGCACCACGUGGAGCUCGAAACCACUCUCUUCAUCCCCCGCUCUGCUGCCUCCACCGCCGCCGCCGCCGCCGCUGCUGCUGCUGCUCCAGCUGCUGCUCCUGCCGCUUCUUCCGAUGCUGCUGCUCUUUCUGCUGGCACUCCUGCGCUGCACACGAGCGCAAACACCCAGAGAAACUUCGGCAGCAGUAGCAGGAGUGGCAAUACCGCUCCCGUUCCAGCCACUGCUGCCGCUGCUCCCACCACCACCGUCGCUGGUAGCAGCAGCUCUUCAGCUUCCCUUUCCUCUGAUUCAGCCUCUGCCACUGCUGCUGGGAGGACAGGCAGCAGCAGCAGAAGUGAUGGGAGGGCGAGGGCAGCGGCGAGUGGAAAGCCGCGCUUGUUCUUUCAGAAUACUAAUCUGGAGCAGUCUGAGGAGCUGGCGCUGCUACAGGCACGGGCAAGGCACCAGGAUACAUGGAGUUGCAUAAAGGGAACCGUCUCCUCCCUCUACUCCUCCCUUCACUCUUCUCUUCCCCAGCAAUGGCACUCUUCCACUGCUGCUGCUCCCAUACACCCCACCACCGCCCCUUGCUCUCUCUCCUCCUCCUCCUCCUCCUCCUCCUCCCACCCCACCCUCUUCAAAGGGCCCCUUCUCGUCUCUCUUGUUGCGUCGCUUUCCCUCGCGCUCCUCCUCUCUCUCCUCUCCUUCCUCCGUCCGGUCUUUCUCCGCUUCCGCGCGCUACAAGCAGAGAGAGAGGCAGCCACCGCCACUGCUAACCCCCUUACCCCUUUUGGGGGGUUGGGAAUGGGGGUGGCACAGAGAGGGGGGGGUCAGGGCGGAGGGGGGGUGAUAACAGAUAGCACUGGUGUUGGUGCUGGGAUUGGUGGGGAUGAAAAUGGGAGAGGAGGGAUGGGAGGGGGAGGGGAUGGUGGUGUGGGGGUGAGUGGCGGAGGGGUGCCCUUGCUGGGUGCUACAGCAGCGUUGAUGCUGAACGAAGAUCGACGGUUGAGAUCGGCUGACUGGAUUAGGUCGAGAGGGGGAGCCUCGGCUGCAGCUGCUGCUGGUUCCGUUGCUGCUGGCAUGGGUCGGCCGGACCUCAUGCCAGAGGACGUGGCUAGGGAUUACGAGGACAUAGGUCGGCCGGACCUCACACCAGAGGACGUGGCUCGGGAUUACGAGGAGAUAGUGAGGUGCUAUCACGAGGGCAUGGCCUCGUCCUAUGAGUCCUUUCUGCGCGACAGUGGCGCCAUGUCUGCCGGCCGCUUCCGGGGCGGCAUGCCCCCCAAAUUCAGGCCCAAGCCGAAGCAGCGGUGA